GCCAUGGUAGCUUGUGUUAGGGUGGGAGUUGCAGAAACAGACAUCCAGCCAGCCGGGGCCCUGCACUGUGGGGAGCCCCCCUACAAAAGUGCUGAGGCAUGGCUUGCCCCAACCACACUGACAAGCCUUGUCUUAAGAAAAAUGCACAACCUGAAGCGCAGCAUGCAGUCACCAGUUGUAUCAAGAGCUGUUCAGUGGUACUUAUGGCCCAGCCUGAAACCAUGUGGCAAGAGGAGACUGAGUCUGUGAUCAGUGGCAUGACCAGCCACUGGAAGAACUGGGAUGCUGUGGCUGCCCCUGAUCACAUACCUUCAUCAUCACAUGAUGCUCCAGGGCUCAGCAAUCUGCAUAUAUGUGGACGGUAUGAGCCGGUGACCAGGAGCUCCAGGUCAGUGCCGUCCGACGGAGAAGAUGGCGCUGAGGAAUGGGGGCGUACUGUGCUGAUGACGUCAGAACAGCCGGACUCCCGAGUCAGCAGUCCUUCAGGUGCAGGCGCCGUCUCAGACGGUGACGUCCCGCCUGAUCCGUUGGCGUUGUCGGCUGCAGAUGAAGAGCUGCUGAAACACGACACUGGCUUGUCACCUGGCACAACGGGUUCUUCAUUGCUUUGCUGUGGAUACUGCGGCUUCCAUCCUUCAAAUCAAGACAGUCUCAUGGAGCACCUGAGAUGUCAGCAUCAAGAGGAGUCGUCUGGCUGGGCCUUCCACAGUCAGAGCCAGUGUGACAGCGAGGGCUGUAUGCGCCAAUGCUGCGGAGGGGCGCCCAGCGAAAUGAAGUGCUUAACACGCUCCGUUCUACCUCACCAUGAUGCGAAGCUGUGCAGAUAUGACGUGUGCGGCAAAUCGUUCGCCCAGCGGGACAUCUUAGCCUCGCAUGUUCAAACCCACGCCGCCGAGAAAUCGUUCACGUGCGAGGUCUGUAGAGAGUCGUUCAGCGAAGGGGACCAGCUCACGUACCACCUUAAAGGCCACACGGAGAACAAGAUGAAAACUUGCGAGGUAUGUGGAAAAUCAUUCAAGUUCCAAAGCAGCCUUAUGCGUCAUCUCCUGAGUCACACAGGUGAAAAGCCGUUCACCUGUGAAUUCUGUGGAAAAUCAUUCGGUCACAAGAGCAACUUUAAGUUGCAUCUUCGGACCCACACCGGUGAGAAACCGUUCAGUUGUGAAGUCUGUGGGAAGUCGUUCUAUCAAAGGUUCGACCUUAAUAAUCACCUCCGGACUCACACAGGUGAGAGGCCGUUCGUUUGUGAAGUCUGUGGGAAGUCGUUCGGUCUCAGGAAGAUCCUAACGUUCCACCGUCAGACCCACACAGGGGGGAGGCCGUUCAGUUGCGAGGUCUGUGGCCAGUUGUUCGCGCAACGUAGCCACCUCACGAAUCACCUUCGGGCCCACACCGGUGAGAAGCCGUUCAGUUGUGAGCUCUGUGGGAAGUCGUUCGCGCAACGUGUCAACCUUACGAAACACCUUCGGACCCACACCGAUGAGAAACCAUUCAGUUGUGAGCUCUGUGGGAAGUCGUUCAGGCGGCGUAGCCGCUGUAGGGAUCACCUUCGGACCCACACCGUUGAGAAAUCGUUCAGCUCGGAGUUCUGUGUGGACUUGCUCAGGUAACUUCACACCUUUGCGAAGCGCCUUCGAACUCGCAGAGGCAAAAUGCUGACCAGGUGUAACGUCUGCGGGAAGUCGUUCCUUGUGAAGUCUCGCCUUACGUAUCACUUCCGGAUUCCCACAUGUGAGAAGUCGCCCGGUCGUAGGGUCUGUGAAAGGUCAUUGGGUCGCAGUGGCGCUCAAACUGCAUCUUCUGACCCACACCGAUGGGAAACUGUUUGGUUGCGCGCUCUGUGGAAAGUCGUCCAGCUGACGUGGCUACCUUGCCGAUCACCUUUUGGCUCAGCGGUGAGAAACCGUUUAUUCGCGAGCUCUGUGGGGGCUCGUUCAGGUGACUACAUCUUUACGAAGCACCUCCGGUCCCACAAAGGUAAAAAAACCGCUGAGUUCUGAGUCUCGUCGCCGGUUGUUCAGCGACAGGAGCAGCCAUGCUGACACCUGUGGGGAGUCAUUCAUUCAGACGAGCCAUUAUGCUCAGCACCUUCAGGCUCCGAGAGGUGAAAAGCCGUUCAGUUGUGAAGUCCCGGAAGUUGUUCCGUGUGAAGUCCCACCUCAUUUAUCACCCCCGGAUGCGCACAAGUGAGGAUCCGUUGAGGUGUGAGCUCUGGGAAGUCGUUCGGGCACAGAAGCAACCCUACUAUGCAAUUGCAGAUCCAGGACAAUAGAAAAGCUGUGUAUUUGUAAAGUCUGUGGAUUGUUGUAUCGCUACCGCAGCACUCGUACCUAUCGCGUUCGAGCCCGCACCUGUGAGAAACCUUUCAGCUGCGGUGUGUGCGGACAGCGUUUUGUUGAGAGUAGUGUGUAUGUUAACGUUUGCGACCACUACUUUCAAAGCUUGUGCUGUGUAAAUUGUCGUAAUGCAUACCUGGGCACGAACCAGGUUAAUUGUGGAACGUGCGGCAAGUCUUUCAACCUCAGACGUGUACAUGGACGUUGUAUUUGACCCCGCCCCAGGCGGUGACAUUGGAUUGUACCGCAAGGCAUUUUGUGAACCGUGCUCUUCGCCUUUUGUCUUGGAUGUUGGCUGCCAGCCGGAAAUAAACCUGUCCAGGGUUCCGCUCGACCAACACCGGUUUCCACUCCGUCCCACAGCGUAGUAGUAUUUCCGACAUGGACUCCAGGUACCAGACCACAGCGUUGAGGCCGCUCAUAUCCCGAAGACGGCCCAGUUGCGCGCUCGAUGGUGGUGACGGCGCUGUAGGAGGCGCACCGUUAACUGUGCGUCAGGAAUAUGCAUCAACCGUGCAUUAUGACUUGCGAUUGUGGUCACCAUUGGUGGUGGCUGACUGAGCCGGGUUCCGCCAGCCCGUUUUGAACCGCUGGGAAGUGGCUGGCAGAAACUACUUGUGACAAGUGGAGUGCGCGCUUAGAUCAGCCACCGUGCGUCUCUUGGGCCGAUGAACGGAGCUGAGCAAGAUAUGUCGUUUACGAUUAAUCUCAGCAAGCUUGCAAAGCGGCCCGGGUUUGCUUUCGGGAUAGGGGGCUGCAGCUAUUUUGAUGCACGUCGUGCUGAUUCCGCUCCGAGCGAGCACUGCAACGCCCACGUGCCCUCGGCCAUCUGGCCGGUCGGUAGCUGAACCCGUGGAGAAGUGGCUCACUGUGUUGUGUUGCAAACAUGUUUAGCCACCAUAAACAUUCGCCAGGCUGUAUGCAUUGAUCAAUGCAAAAUACAUCGACAUGUAUCAACGCUAUCAGUUGAGUUAGUUGUAUUCACGAAUCAUUCCAAUAAGUGGUGUUGUAUUCACGAAUUAUUCCAACAAGUGGUUUGUGGUUUGAUUUGGUACAAUGACAACAGAAGCAUAGAUUUAACAUAGUAACAUGACACCAACGGAACCACAUUCGCACCUUAUCAAUCAUCCAGUCGUUCGCACGACUCAGUCAAAAACAAAAUAAUUAACAAGAUCUAAAUCGUCAGCGUCAAUCACCACUGUACCCCGGCUACAUCGUGGGCACAGCCGCAGUCUGUGUCGGAGGGGGCCCGGGUGCGUACCUUUUUGCAUUUGUCUCUGCAACGUUGAUAAUCUCAUGUGCAAUUCUGGUUCACAUGUAUCGUGCAUUACCCACGACGCUGAGAGCGUUCGCGUUGUGUUCUGGUCGCCUGGUAUCGGUGCCUCUCGUCUCGGCGCUUCGCACUUUGGUAAUAAACAUGGAACCGUG
Molecule: messenger RNA, 3764 nt
Organism: Pollicipes pollicipes
Lineage: Eukaryota; Metazoa; Arthropoda; Thecostraca; Pollicipedomorpha; Pollicipedidae
Product: gastrula zinc finger protein XlCGF17.1
Exons: 6
Coding region: 99-1610 (503 amino acids)
Biological process (GO): regulation of transcription by RNA polymerase II
Cellular component (GO): nucleus
Molecular function (GO): RNA polymerase II cis-regulatory region sequence-specific DNA binding; DNA-binding transcription activator activity, RNA polymerase II-specific
Source: RefSeq, a predicted model, not a curated record